This is a messenger RNA of Silurus meridionalis, 2925 nucleotides long. RefSeq names its product differentially expressed in FDCP 8 homolog (gene def8). The transcript has 12 exons. The record is from RefSeq and is a predicted model, not a curated record. NCBI's taxonomy places the organism in Eukaryota, Metazoa, Chordata, Actinopteri, Siluriformes, Siluridae. Bases 307 to 1635 code for a protein of 442 amino acids.
CUAGAACAACAUAAGAGACUAGAUGUUUCCACACUUUAUAUACACUCUAUACAUGCACAAAUAAUCCAGUUGGACUGUAAUAGUCUCUGGGCCCUGCUAUGUACCUUUCGUACGGAUUUGGCAACCCUGACUCAGCGUGUAUUGACAGGGAUGAUGUUUUUGGACUCAGGACGAAGCCGGAGCUGUCAUCUCGAUACACACAUUGAAGUGAAACACUGAUUGUUUUCUCUCGUUGUUUCCAGGAUGAAUAAUAUCUGUAAAUUAAAUGCUCGUCUAUAAUCAAUAUGAGCAGGUUUAAGCAGCGAUAUGGAAUACGAUGAGAGACUCGCACGCUUUCGCCAAGGUCACGUCAACCCGUUCGACAGGACUGAAAGUGAUGGCACCUCAGACAGGAAGGAUCCCCCAAAACAGGAGGUGAGACCGGAGCUCUUCUUCACAGAGACCAAACACCAAAUCUCUGACCGGACCAUGGACCUGGGGCUGGCCGAGGACCAUUUCUCACGACCUGUGGGUUCCUUUGUAGCGUCAGACAUCGAGCAGCUGGAGCAGACUAUAGAGGAGUAUAAAAAACAGAUCUUAGAGCUGCCGGAACAUUCUGAGAGACAGAAGGACACCGUUGCCAAACUCAUCCACCUGCGCCUCAAACUCCAGGAACUGAAGGACCCGGAGGAGGAUGAACCAAAUCUGCGUGUUUUGUUGGAGCAUCGCUUCUCUAAGGAGAAGAGCAAGAGCGUCAAACAGACGUGCGACAAGUGCAGCACCAUUAUCUGGGGUCUUAUUCAGACCUGGUACACAUGCACAGGUUGUUACUACCGUUGCCAUAGUAAGUGCAUGAAUCUCAUCACAAAGCCGUGCGUGAGGUCGAAAGUGAGCCACCAGUCGGAGUACGAACUGAACAUCUGCCCAGAGAUCGGCCUGGACAAACAGGAUUACAGAUGUGCCGAGUGCCGAGCCCAGAUCUCUCUUAGAGGCGUCCCGAGCGAGGCGAGGCAGUGUGACUAUACAGGGCAGUAUUACUGCAGCAGCUGCCACUGGAAUGACACCGCCAUCAUUCCUGCCCGAGUUAUUCACAACUGGGAGUUUGAGCCCAAAAAGGUAUGCCGCUCAUCUAUGCGAUAUCUGACUCUUAUGAUCUCCCGACCUGUCUUGAAGCUGAAGGAGAUAAACCCACUGCUUUUUAACUUUGUAGAAGAACUGGUAGAAAUCAGGAAGCUGCGUCAGGAUAUAUUACUCAUGAAGCCCUACUUCAUCACCUGUAAAGAGGCCAUGGAAGCCAGGCUGCUGCUGCAGCUUCAAGAGCGGCAGCACUUUGUGGAGAAUGAUGACAUGUACAGUCUACAGGACCUGAUCGACAUCUUUAAUGGUCGUCUCAGCUGUUCUCUUACUGAGAUUCACACCACCUUCGCCAAGCACAUUAAACUGGACUGUGAGCGAUGCCAAGCUAAAGGUUUCGUGUGUGAGCUGUGUAAGGAGGGGGAUAUUCUCUUCCCGUUCGACAGCCACACCUCAGUGUGCCACGACUGCUCUGCAGUUUUCCACAGGGACUGUUACUAUGACAACUCUACGACGUGCCCACGAUGCGCCCGGAUGACCGACCGGAAGCAGGAGGAGCUGGAGGAGCUGGCAGAGCUUUAGAGACGUGAAACACAGGGGGACGAUGUGUUUUAACAGACUCUUUCACUGUGACAGCACUAGAGUCAGUGCUCAAACUUGGCAUUGUGUGCAUGCUUUUACGUUUACAGGACCGUGCCACGUUCUUAGCACUCAUGGUCCCAUAUUACUUCUCUGUUUCUCUUUCUUAUCCUCGUGUUUUCUUCCUGUCCUGCUCACUUCUUUGUAACACUAUGAGAAGACAGGAGGGACACAAUGAGAGUGUGAUACGGGGGAACCCGGUGUUCCAUUGCCCCAUACUGCAUUCGCAACGAGCCCUGCGAACACCUGGGACCGGAAACAGAACACUGCUAUUAAGUGUUGUAAAGAUUUUAACAGGUUUAAUGCAUAAAAUUCCCCUAUAAUCGAGCCUUAUUGAUGAGAUCUUACUGCUUCAAGGUGCAUUCACAUUUAUUUUUUUUUUUUUAGGUUUGACGUUAGGGCUGUUUGUAGCUGUGGAGAAUUUGAGUUGUGUACUAGUAACCAUCCAAAAAAUAUAGUCUUAUUUUUAGUUACAUAUUGACCAUUAUUAUUUAUUUUUAUUUUGAACAUCUGUAUUUAACCAGCAGAUGUUUUUUCCUUUUUUUUUUUUUUAUUGAAUAUUAGAUUUUCUGAUUCGUUGAGCGAAUAUGUUCUCCUAUGCUAAUUUAGGUUUCGUGCCCCACAACUUGCAAGCUGAUUGGUCAGAAGGCACCAAAGCACUUUUACUUUGCUCUCCAUCUUUACAUAAAAUGUUGCAUGGGCACAUGGUUCUUACUUUUCAUGCUUGUUACCCUGAGCAAAAAAAAAAAUUUGUGAAAGCACCUCUAUAUGUAAAAGUUGUUACUACAGUAUAAUACAUUUCUGUAUUUAUCUUUGAAUUGUAGUGUCAAAGUCCGGGGCAGUGUGUGAUGUGCAAGCAAAUUGCCAAAAUGGAACAUUGACCUUUUCCAUGCACUCUAUUUAAAGACGAAAUUGAACAAUAGUCUGCCAAUGAAACUGAAGGAAAAGAAGUACAGGAGGAGUAAAGCUCUGUACACAAGAAUACUCGUAAACAGUAUGCUAUCAUUUUGAGGCGCCUCAGAAUGUAAUGUUUGAAUGCACUCUUUAUUAUUUGUUCUAAAAUAAUAUACAAUUAUGCUGUGCUACCUUUCAGCAUGCCACUUGUUUGUUAGAUGUUUUUUGUUUUCGUGCUGUGACAUGACGACGUCGUGGCGUCCAGUGUUGUGACGCUAUUCUCAUCCGUGCGAUGUUGCGUGACGCUUACGAAGAACACGAGUAAAAGGAAUAACUCUA